Molecule: messenger RNA, 2373 nt
Organism: Rasamsonia emersonii CBS 393.64
Lineage: Eukaryota; Fungi; Ascomycota; Eurotiomycetes; Eurotiales; Trichocomaceae
Product: Polyadenylate-binding protein
Exons: 4
Coding region: 1-2373 (790 amino acids)
Cellular component (GO): ribonucleoprotein complex
Molecular function (GO): RNA binding
Source: RefSeq, a predicted model, not a curated record
AUGUCUGCCGACGUCUCCACGGCCCCUACUGUUGAGGACACCACCGCCAACGGCACUGCUGAUGCCAGUGCGAACGGCACCACCACGGUUGAGAGCACGACCGCCGAGAAUGCGACGUCUACUACUACCACUACUACCACUAGCACUACCACCACCACUCAGCCCCACUCGGCCUCCCUUUAUGUCGGCGAGCUGGACCCGUCCGUUACUGAGGCGAUGCUCUACGAGCUCUUCUCUUCCAUCGGACAGGUCGCUUCCAUCCGUGUCUGCCGCGACGCCGUCACCAGACGCUCUCUGGGCUACGCCUACGUCAACUACAACAACACUGCCGAUGGUGAACGCGCUCUCGAGGACCUGAACUACACUCUCAUCAAGGGCCGCCCGUGCCGAAUCAUGUGGUCGCAGCGUGAUCCCGCUCUGCGCAAGACUGGCCAGGGCAAUGUUUUCAUCAAGAACUUGGAUACUGCUAUCGACAACAAGGCUCUGCACGACACCUUUGCUGCUUUCGGUAACAUCCUGAGCUGCAAGGUUGCCCAGGAUGAGUAUGGAAACUCGAAGGGCUACGGCUUCGUCCACUACGAGACUGCCGAAGCCGCCAACAACGCCAUCAAGCACGUGAACGGAAUGUUGCUCAACGACAAGAAGGUCUACGUCGGCCACCACAUCUCCAAGAAGGAUCGCCAGAGCAAAUUCGAAGAGAUGAAGGCCAACUUCACCAAUGUUUACGUCAAGAACAUCGACCUCGAAGCCACCGACGAUGACUUCCGCGAGCUUUUUGGGAAAUACGGUGAGAUUACGUCCGCGACCAUUAGCCGCGACCCAGAGACUGGAAAGAGCCGUGGGUUCGGUUUCGUGAACUACUCGACUCACGACAGUGCUCAGAAAGCUGUCGACGAGAUGAACGACAAGGAGUGGCGGGGCCAGAAGCUUUACGUCGGUCGUGCCCAGAAGAAGCAUGAACGCGAGGAAGAACUGCGUAAGCAGUAUGAGGCCGCCCGCCUUGAGAAGCAAAACAAGUAUCAGGGUGUCAACCUCUAUGUGAAGAACCUCACCGAUGAUAUCGAUGAUGAGAAGCUGCGCGAGCUCUUCAGCCCCUUCGGUACUAUCACCUCUGCCAAGGUCAUGCGUGACACCAGCCACCUCGAGCGCCUCCAGCAGCAACAAGAGGCUGAGAAGAAGGAGGCUGAAAAGAAGGAGUCUGAAAAGAAAGAGGCCGAAAAGAAAGAGGGAGAGGAAGCUGGCAAGGAAGAAGCCAAGGACAAACAGGAAGACAAGGAGAAGGAUGGCAAGAAAGCCGACAAGGACAAGAAAGAGGCCGAGAAGAAGCCCCAGCCCCUUGGCAAGAGCAAGGGCUUUGGUUUCGUCUGCUUCUCUAGCCCCGAUGAAGCCUCCAAGGCGGUGACCGAGAUGAACCAGAGAAUGGUCAAUGGCAAGCCUCUUUAUGUUGCUCUGGCCCAGCGCAAGGAUGUUCGCAAGAGCCAGCUCGAGGCUAGCAUUCAGGCUCGUAACACCCUUAGACAGCAACAAGCAGCCGCGGCAGCUGGAAUGCCGCAGCCUUACAUGCAGCCUACUGUCUUCUACGGACCUGGACAGCAGGGUUUCCUUCCCGCCAACGCCGCUGGGCGUGGCAUGGCCUUCGCUCCUCAGCCCGGUAUGGUCAUGCCCGGUAUGCCGGGUGCACGACCUGGUCAAUACCCAGCCGCCUUCCCUGCCCAGCAAGGUGGUCGUGGCAUCGGCAACCCGAACCAGCAGAUUCCGCAGAACUUCGGCCAGAUCCCUAUGGGAGCCAUGCAGGGCGCCCCUGGAGCUAUGCCUAACGGUCUGGGCUAUCCUCAGAUGGCUCAGGCGCAGGCUUUCGGUCGUGGUGCUGGUGGUCGUGGACAAGUCCCUGGGGUUCAGGGUAUGCCACCAAACGUUCCCGGUAUGCGCGGUGGUCCAGGCUACGGUCAGGGCCGUGGCAACGUGCCUGUUCAGCAGGGUCACGUUCGUCCCGGCCAGGCUGGUCGCGGACAGAACGCUCCUGGCCCUGUUCCGGGUAGUGACGCCGCUCCUGGCGGUCUCACCCUGCAGGCUCUGACGGCGGCUCCUCCCGCUCAACAGAAGCAGAUGCUCGGAGAGGCUCUAUACCCGAAGGUCCAGGCCCAGCAGCCAGAGUUGGCCGGCAAGAUCACUGGCAUGCUGUUGGAGAUGGACAAUGCCGAGCUUCUUGGACUGCUUGACGAUGAGGCCGCUCUGCGCGCCAAGGUUGAGGAGGCUCUUAACGUUUACGACGAGUACAUGAAGAACAAGGGAGCAGAGGGCGAGGCCUCUGGCGAUGCCGCGAAGCAGAAGGAGGGUGCCAAGGAGGGUGCUACGGAGGAGUCGAAGUCGUAA